Octopus bimaculoides (California two-spot octopus) is the source of this 1587-nucleotide messenger RNA. Its product is annotated as protein D2. Lineage: Eukaryota; Metazoa; Mollusca; Cephalopoda; Octopoda; Octopodidae. The record is from RefSeq and is a predicted model, not a curated record.
UAAUUACACUGCUCUCUACUUUUGUAAAGUCUCUUAUAAGAUCUUAUUAUUCACAUUAAUUGCUUGAUUAACUGUGUCACUGUUAAAAGAUCUUUUACAAUGUCUGUCGUGAACAGUAAAAAUAAAGAAAUAAAUGCAUUAAGAAUUCAUUAUCCAUGCUUAAAAUCUAAUGAACCACUGGCCAAGACUGUUGUUAUUUUGAGAAUAAAGGUUAUAAAAGCAGAAACAACAGGACAAGGAAAGCAGAAGUUUCAAGCAAAUUUAAUGUUUAUCACAAGGAUAAUAUAAGGCUGAUAACAUUUAUUCCAAGGAUAAUACAAAAAGAAAACCCCAUCAAAACUGACUUAUUCAUUACUAAAAUAAUAUAAAAAUUACCAAUGGAAGCUUUCAAUACCCAUGGUCUCGUUAACAGAAUAGUGGAUAGAUUGCCUUCAAAACAGCUCUUGGUUCGUUAUGACAAUGUAGAAAUUGAACCAGGAAUGACAAUUACACCCUCUCAGUCAAGAAAUCCACCUAAAAUUUUAUUUGAUUCCCACCCAAGAGAGUAUUAUACACUCAUAAUGAAUGAUCCAGAUUCUCCAAGUCGAAAUGAUCCCAAGUUUAGUGAGUUUCACCAUUGGCUUGUGGUCAAUAUCCGUGAAGGGGAUGUCUCUAAAGGGGAGACGAUGUCUGAAUAUAUUGGACCACUGCCAGGAAAAGGUUCAGGCCACCACCGUUACGUAUUCGUGUUAUACAAACAACCUAAUGGCAGAAUGGACUUUCCUGGACUGAAAAAAUUAACAAACAACAGUGCAGAAGGUAGACCUAACUACAGGAUGAGAGAUUUUGCUCGUAAAUACCAUCUGCAGGAUGCAAUCUAUGGGAACUUUUUUCAGGCUGAAUGGGAUGAAAGUGUACCCAAGCUGCAGGAACAAAUUAAAAUGCAAAGCUAAAUAUUGAUUUGAUAUAAGAACAGUCAAAAAGAACAUUACUUUCAGUUGUUACUAACGAAAAAAAUACAAAAAAUAAAAUUUUAAUGAUUUUUAAGCUACUAAAAUAUAUUUUGCUCAUUAUAAAUGUCACAGGAAACACUAUACAAUAAAGAGAAAUAUGUUUUGAAGUAAGAAGAUACUUUUAACUGUUUAAUUCACUUCUAGCAAUUCGCAUUAAAAUAUUUGCACAUUAGACAAAAUACUUUACAGAACAUUAACUAUAAAUAUUCAUUUGGCAAAAAAUGUAUUUCGUUUUCUCCAAGUUCUGUAACCCUUUAACAUUCAUAUUACUCUGGCAAACAUGAUACUUAUUCAUUCAAAUCAUUUUAAAUUAAUCAUACAUUAUCUCAAAACUUGAUUGUAUAUUUUUAGAAUGACAUUGUAGGGUAGGCGUGAGAGGCUGGAUCUGGCCAGUUUGAGCAUAAAAGAGGUAGAAUAUUUGAUUCUGGAUAUGGCCACAUUAAAUGCUAAAUGGUUAGAACCAUUCUACCAGGGACAAACCUCUUUUGGUUCUUUGAUUCAAAGUAGCCAGUUACAAAAUGUUUGUCUCAAUAUUAAAUCUUUCCAUAAUAGUUUUUUUUAAUUUUUAUUUUUUUCUAAGAACCCUCUGUUAAUU